CAAACAUUUCAGUAUCGUGUAUCGUACAUGGUAUCGUAUAAUAAUUACACUAACUAGCCUACUUCUCAGAGUUCAAAGGUUUCGGACAGUUGAACCAUGGACCGUCUACUGUUUAUAACGGAGGGAAGCUAAUUUGUUGUUUUCAGAGCCAGCGUUUCCAGCGGUAAACAGACGUUGUAACCCCGAAGAUGGCAUUUUCCACCUGUACGUCGAACUAUGUUCUUGGCAUCGAUUUAGGAACCACGUCUGUUAAAGUUGUAUUGCUCGACUCCCAGUCAAGAACUGUCACUGAAAGUUACUGUUUGCCAACACGGGCUGACGAGGAAAGCAAUGAGACCAAUACCAAGGAGCAGGAUCCAGACAGGAUAAUUAACACCCUCAAUCAAUGUGUAGCUUCUCUGCCUGGAGAGAAGUUACAGAAAGUCGUCGGAAUUGGAGUCUCUGGACAAAUGCAUGGGGUUUUAUUCUGGAGAGCAAAGACAGGUUGUGAAUGGUUUGGCACCAAUAAUGUUCGCAUGUUCAAGCCCAAAGACACCAGUCAGUUAAUUACAUGGCAGGAUGGUCGCUGCACCAGUGACUUCCUUUCUUCGUUGCCACAGCCGAACUCUCAUCUGAGCCUUGCCACUGGCUUUGGAUGUGCAACUAUCUUCUGGUUGCUAAACCACAAGGCUGAAUUUCUCACAAAAUUCAAUGUGGCUGGAACAAUCCAUGACUAUGUGGUAUCGAUGUUGUGUGCGUCCGAGGGCUGUUCCAUUUCAGCACAGAAUGCUGCCAGCUGGGGUUACUUCAACACUGUCACCCAUCAGUGGAACCUUGACAUUCUGAGAGAGGCUGGCUUUCCUGUUCAUCUGCUCCCUGAGCCUGUUGAGUCUGGGACCUUUGCUGGACACACCUGCUCUGAAUGGCACGGGAUCCCUGCUAACACUCCUGUUGGGGCCGCACUUGGAGACUUCCAGUGUAGCGUCUACUCCACCAUGACCAAUAAGACUGAUGCAGUUCUCAACAUUAGCACUUCAGCUCAACUAACCUUUGGCAUGCCGGCUGGCUUUGCACCUGACUGUGUGCCUGAUGCUCUGUCACCCAUCGCCUACUUCCCUUACUUCAAUGGCUCCUAUUUGGCAGUGGCUGCCUCACUGAAUGGAGGCAAUGUGAUGGCGACCUUUGUUGGAAUGCUGACCUCCUGGAUGAAAGACCUUGGGGUUGAGAUCAACGAGUCCAGUGUCUACCCCCAGCUCAUCCAGGCUGCCCAGGACCAGUUAGACACGGACCUGAGGAUCACCCCCACUGUGCUGGGAGAGCGACACGCGGCCACUUCCCUGGGCCAGGUGUCCAGCAUUUCACCUCGGAACCUCUCGCUGGGCCACGUGACCCGGGCUCUGUGCCGUGGUAUCCUAGACAACCUUGCCAGCAUGAUGUCAUCGCACAUGUUACUGGAGGCAGGAGUGGAGAGGAUUGUGGCUAGUGGGAGUGCCCUGGCUCGGAAUGAAGUCUUAAGGCAGGAGGUUGAGAAAGCCUUCCCACUGCCAGUUGUCUAUGGGAAAGAUGUAGACUCAGCAGCUGGAGUUGCUAUGGUCUGCAGUGACUGCUUGAGUAGAAAAUGAUGACUGGCCUGUCUUUCAUGUCUUCAUCACAUUUCAUGUGAAGUUAACAUGAAGUAGAGUUAAGAAGGUGUAUUCCAUUCCAUAUUUUGUUGUUGUUGUUUUAAUUUGGACAUGAUCAUUUGCACAAGGAUGUCAAAAUACUUCUGUCAUUUAAUUUAAUAAGUUUAUUUUACACAUUUGAACCGCUUUUUUUUUUUUCAAAGAAGCUAAUUUGAAUUCAGUUUUGCAAUGAUGUCACUUCUCUGGACCAAUGAGGGAACAGGAAAUGGUCGAAGGAAAUAAGGCAGAGACUGCAGUGCUGACUCGGGCCGCUUUGAGCUGCAAUACUCAAACCCAGCGUGUGAUACGCCUGGUUGCUACUUCUACGGUGGCAAAGUUAAAUCCCAACCAUUAAUUGCGCCAAACACCGUUACCUAUCACUACCACUCUGGUCUCUAAGUACAAGAAAGGCUAUGCGGAUUAGCAUAACAAUUUAUUUGUCAGGUACAAGUUGAAAGUCCAAUACAUUACAGAAAACAUCUAAAUGAAUAAUAUGAAAGUUAUGAAAAACAGGUUAAAGAAAUACUUAGGCUAUCAUACAAAAACAGUCAUAGAAAUGUAUGCACCGGCUCAGAAAGUGAUGACUACACACCGAGAUGGUGCAGGAGUAGCCUAUCUGGCUACAGAUAUAACUCGCCGCGCUUCUUGUUAGCUGUGCUUAAGUAGGCCUAUGCUAUUUUAUCUUAGUUCAUGUGUGGGUGACUGUGCAUUUGCGUAAUGUUGGAGGUCACCUGGUUACAGGUUACCUAAGGAUCACAUAAUGGAUACUGUUGAACUGAGACCAUUGUUUUCCGUGAGACUCUGAGUAACUCAAUCAAGCCAUGACAAUACAUUCAUCAAUCACAUUUCCUGCUUCCCAGCAGUUUCUCCUGUGAAAUGGUAAAGUGUUAGUCAAAAGUUGCUGUAGUGGAAUUUUACAGCGGGCCCACAAUGGGGUUAUACAAAUCAGGGCUCCUUACAGUUGCCUGCUAUUUCUUUUGUAAGAUGAUAAUUGCAUAGAAUAUUUUUUUAUAUGAGUAUACCUUAAUUUCACAUGUUGACAAACAUAUUUGUACCUAGGCAUGUCAACGAUGUCUUACUAAUCUUAAUAGUUUAUCUGAUUAUGCAUAUAGCAUAUUAUGCAUACCUUCUUCUUUUAAACAGGCAAGAAUUACACCUUUGCUGAAGAAAAGUACACUUAAUUCAACUGAUGUGAAGAACUACAGACCUGUCUCCCUUCUUCCUUUCUUGUCAAAGGUUUUGGAGAAAGUGGUCUUCAAGCAAAUGUGUGACUUCCUCUAUCAGAAUAACCUACUAGACCCUAUGCAGUCUGGUUUCAAGAGUGGUCAUUCUACUGAAACUGCUCUUCUAUCUGUGACUGAAGCAUUGAGAGUAUAGCUAAGUCCUCUGCUCAGUCAUCAGUGUUAAUUCUGUUAGAUUUAUCUGCAGCCUUUGAUACGGUUAACCAUGACAUUCUCCUUUCUACACUAUAUGAACUGGGAAUUUCUGGGAAAGCUCUUGACUGGUUCAAAUCUUACCUUAAAGGGCGUUCUUUUAGCGUGUCUUGGCAGGGACAGAUAUCAAAGUCUCAUGACCUCACUACAGGAGUCCCUCAAGGAUCAGUAUUAGGGCCCCUCCUCUUCUCUAUUUACACCACUUCUUUAGGUGGGAUUAUUCGCUCUCAUGGAUUUGAAUAUCAUUGCUAUGCGGACGACACUCAACUUUUCCUAUCCUUCCCACCUGAGGACUCUAGUGUUUCCCAUCGGAUCUCUGCAUGCCUGAAGGAUAUUUCAAUCUGGAUGAAGGAUCAGCACCUUCAGCUUAAUCUUUCAAAAACUGAGCUCUUGGUGUUUCCAGCAAAAACAGCCAUUCCCCAACAGAUGAACAUCCAGCUUGAUUCAUCCUCAUUGACUCCAACUAGAUCGGCACGUAACUUGGGUGUCAUAAUUGAUGACCAACUUACUUUCUCUGAGCAUGUUGCCUCAAUUGCAAAGUCAUGUCGGUAUACCCUGUACAACAUUAGGAAGAUCAGACCUUAUCUGACACAAGAUUCCACUCAGCUUCUUGUACAGGCAAUGGUUAUCUCCAAGCUGGACUACUGUAAUUCCCUGUUAGCUGGCCUACCUGCUUGCGUAUUAAGACCACUACAGUUGAUUCAGAAUGCUGCAGCACGACUGGUCUUCAAUCAGCCAAAGAGGACACAUGUAACCCCUCUCCUAGUUACUCUCCACUGAAUCCCUAUAGUAGCCAGAAUUAAAUUUAAAUCUCUCACUCUGGCCUAUAGGACACUGACUGGAUCUGGUCCUAGCUACUUCAGUUCUUUGAUGAAGAUGUACAUUCCCAACCGCCCAUUGCGAUCUUCUGAGGAGCGUCUGUUAUGUCGACAAACCAUACAUGCUAGGUCAAACUGUAGAUCCUAUUCUUCAGUGGUUCCGUGUUGGUGGAAUGAGUUGCCCAGUGCUCUCCGUUCAAGCAACAGUUUUGGAUCUUUUAAGAGGAGUCUUAAGGCAUAUUUGUUUAAUAUGCACUUAGUCUUUUGAGUGUUUGUUAUGUGUUAUGGUUUGUAUAAUAGUUUUGUUUUGUUAUAAUUUGUCCAUUGUUAAAAAAUUGUACAUUUAUUCUGCUAUUGUCCUUAAAUUUAGCCAUACCUUGCUAUAGUUAUUGUUAUUAUAUAAUUAACUGAGUGACUUAUUUGAUUGCUUUUGUCAUUUCAUUGUUUUAUUUCUCAUUAGAUUAGUGCUUAAAUGAUUGUUGUAUUGAUAAUAUUGCUAUUCUCCCUAUUUUGUAAUUGUUCACUGUUAUUUAAUUUGUAUUGCUAUUUAUUUGUAUGUCGCUUUGGACAAAGGCGUCUGCUAAAUAACCAUAACCAUAACCAUAACCAUAA
Sardina pilchardus (European sardine) is the source of this 4503-nucleotide messenger RNA. It is a transcript of the gene shpk, whose product is annotated as sedoheptulokinase. Bases 189 to 1601 code for a protein of 470 amino acids. The record is from RefSeq and is a predicted model, not a curated record. Gene Ontology annotation, biological process: glycerol metabolic process; phosphorylation; cellular response to lipopolysaccharide. Gene Ontology annotation, molecular function: sedoheptulokinase activity. Gene Ontology annotation, cellular component: cytosol. The transcript has 7 exons. NCBI's taxonomy places the organism in Eukaryota, Metazoa, Chordata, Actinopteri, Clupeiformes, Clupeidae.